Molecule: messenger RNA, 6287 nt
Organism: Zeugodacus cucurbitae (melon fly)
Lineage: Eukaryota; Metazoa; Arthropoda; Insecta; Diptera; Tephritidae
Gene: dpp
Product: protein decapentaplegic
Exons: 4
Coding region: 1665-3848 (727 amino acids)
Biological process (GO): SMAD protein signal transduction; BMP signaling pathway
Cellular component (GO): extracellular region
Molecular function (GO): cytokine activity; growth factor activity
Source: RefSeq, a predicted model, not a curated record
AGAUAUUUACGAAAAAAGUCUAUAAUAAAAUUGUUUUCAAAAAAUAAAAAUUCGAAAUCCGACUUCGAAAAUUCGAAAUUAAGUUCGAAAAUUCGAAGUUCAUCAAAAAUUAAAAUUCUUCAAAAUUUUAUCCAUUAAACACGUAAAUUGCAAAAUUUCAUUUACAAAUCAACAAAUUACCUAAUCUAGUGAAUGCAAAUAAUACAUCAUAUUAGUGUCUUGAAUUUUGUGCGAAAUUCUGAAAAUGAAGUGUUUGCUAAAUGCGCAAAUCGAUAACACAAUCAGCAUUGUAUUGCUAAUGUUGUUAAUUGCGUUGAAUUCGCGUUGUGUCGAUUCAAGCUGAAUUGUGUUAAAUAAUUGUGAUGUUCGUUCACCAACAGCUUUAGAUUAAUACAUUCAAUUAUUAAUGAAUUUACUACGCAAACUACGAGAUUACCAAAUAUUUUGGAUACUUUUUAGACAUAAAAGUGGACUUAGCAAGAGCUUGAGGUGGAGAUUUUAAAGUGAAGAAAGAUUGCAACAUUAACAAAGAAAAUAUUACAAAAAGCCAACAACAACAAUAACAAGAAUAAAGCUAUUGCAAGUCUGAAACAAAGCAAAGUGGAGUAUCUUACAAUUAAAUUGUGUGAAAAAAUGUGCAAUGACAUACAAACCAACAAACACACAAACAAACAAAUAAGCGAGUGCAUGCGCUGUAAGAUGAACGCCAGUGAGUAAAACCAGUGUUGUCAAAUUGCAUGCAACUUGUUGUAAGCGACACCGCAGCGGCUACGGUUACACAUGAACAAAGCGAACAGCAAUUGCAAAAACAACAACAAAUUGGCAGCAAACAGCCACAAAGGUGCCGAAAAUUCUAGAACAAAUGACAACAACAACAAGAACACUAACUAAGCAAUAACUGUAAAACAAAGCGAAGAGUAGAACGAAAUUCAGUGUCAUCGUCAGCAAUUGUGACAUUUGCGUCAUCAGACAGCAACAACAAAAAGAACAGCAACGCGAAAAGAAACAUUGACCAAUAAGCCAGCAAGCCAGCCAAUGGGCCAAAGCCGCCAUUUGAGCUGCAAUCAACAUCAGCAAACAGCAAACAUAUAUUUCUGCACUAAAACAAUAACAACAACAAGUGUAUAUUAGAGUUGCCACAAAGCGCCAAAUAAGUAGUGCAUAGCACUCUUUGCUCCCUCUUCAUCGAACAGACGCUGUCUCAUUCACUCAUUCUCUCCGUCUCUAUCUCCCUCUCUCUCUCUCUCCGUUCUACAAAUUGAUUGAACAGUCUAAAUGUUGUUGCCGUCACCAGCGUUAACAGCACAUUUGCCAAGAGUUGAGCGUUUAGUGCCAGCAGAAACGUCAGCGACGCCGGCGGCACUGUCUACAGCCAAUAGAGCAACCAACAGCAGAUUGUGCAGCAAAAGCACAAGUGCAGCGUCAAUUGACGAGGUGGCAGUUGAAAAAGUGCUCUUUCUACGACAACAAUCCGGACUUAAUCACUUCAAAUAUAAAUAUCAACAACAAGUGAAGCGGCGGCAACAUCUGCGGCAAGCAACACAUCUGCGUUAUUCCAUCAACUGUACCCGCAAUUCCCAGUCACUGUGUGCAAUUAGUCGAGCCAACGCAACCUAAGCGACAUCUCUGGGUAGCAAAGAAAGUUAAAAGAGUUGAAAGCGACCAUGCGCGCAUGGCUUCUACUCCUCGCAGUGCUGGCGACUUUUCAACCGUUCGUUCAAGUUGCUAGCACCGAGGAUAUUACGUCGAGUUUCAUACAGGCGAUAUCACCGUCAGUAAAGGAACUGAAACAGCAACAGCAGCAAGACUUAUUGCAAUUGGAGCAAAGCCGUGACACGCGACACACAAAAUACAACAACAAUAAUAAUAAUACUCAACAAUUUGUGGCAAGCAGACAAUUAACGGCAUUAAGCCCAGUUAUCGAUAUAACCGCGUUAUCAGUGACCAAGAGAACACAACCACAAACAAAAGCAAAAACAUCGAUCGCUACGAUCUUCAGCUACAAUAAGCGCAGUGAUAGUGAUAUUAUUUAUACAAAUAACGGUAAUAAUUUCAAUCCAACUAGUUCCAAGGAUAAUCAAGAACAAAGCAGUGAAGUGAAACAAAACAAAAACAAAUUCAAUAAAGUGAAUACAAAACAACAAAAACACAACGAAGUGAACGAUAAGCAAAAUUUAGUAGAAAUUACAACAAAUAAAAACAGAAACAACAACGCAGUGCAAGUGCAACAAUUAGCAAAUACUAGCGAUAAAACAGCAACAAUAAAAACAAAAAGUACUAAAAAGUUGCAAGCAAUAAGUGCAACAGUGAAGUUAAGUGAACAAGUGCACGAAGCAGAAGCAGCAGAAGAAGUGAAAAGCGAAAUUACAACAACCAAUAAAAUGGCUAUACAGGAGCACAGCAAGCGGCACAGAAAUCAUAAGCAUCAUCAUCAGCAACAACACAGCAAAAUUGCUGCCGAGCAACAACCAGCGACAGCGACGGAUGCGAACGAGCGUUUAGCGACGGCAGAACGCUUGACAGCCGUCAGCGAUGAAAGCGCCACAGCGCAUCUAGAAGCUGCUGAAAAACUAGCGCAGGAUGCCAGACAGGCCUACAAUGCGCCUCCUAAGUCUAAAAACGCAUCCGCCGCGUCCGACAGCGACGAUGAUGUCGAUGCCGAUAGCAGCGAGGAUGAGAGCACAAGCGAUGUCACAGAACCCGCCACAUACAGUAAUAAGGAGAUUAUUGGGGACAAAUUGAAACCCGAUCCUUCGACGCUAGUCCAAAUCGAGAAUAGCCUUCUGUCGCUAUUCAAUAUGAAGAGGCCACCAAAAAUUGAUCGUUCCAAAAUCAUCAUACCCGAAGCGAUGAAACAAUUGUAUGCGCAAAUUAUGGGCCACGAAUUGGAUAUGGAUAAUAUACGCAGGCCGAGUAUGCUGUCACGUUCGGCGAAUACAGUACGAAGUUUUACACAUAUAGAAAGUAAAAUUGACGAUCGAUUCCCGCAUCAUCAUCGGUUUCGUUUGUACUUCAACGUGAAGAGCAUACCCAACGAGGAGAAGUUGCGAGCUGCUGAUCUGCAGCUAUCACGUGAAGCCAUCAGCGAUGCAGUGCUUAGCGAGCACCUGGUGAAUCGAACAAGCUACCAAGUGCUCGUCUACGACAUUACACGAGUGGGUGUGCGUGGCAAGCGUGAGCCCAGCUAUAAGCUGUUGGAUAACAAAAUGGUGCAUUUGAAUAGCACCGAAAAGGUGAGUUUCGACGUGCAGCGAGCGGUGGAUCGGUGGUUGGCGACACCGAAAAAGAACUACGGUUUGCUGAUUGAGGUGCGAACGCCGCGUACGCUCAAACCUGCGCAACAUCAGCAUGUACGACUGCGACGCAGCGUCGACGAGCCACACGAUAGUUGGCAACACAAACAACCAGUGCUCUAUGCCUACACCGAUGAUGGCAAACAUCGAAUGCGUACGGCGCGUGAUACAACGACCAGUUCAUCGCGUUCGAAGCGUGCCGGUCAUCAUCGACGGGCGCAUCGUAGGAAAAAUAGUGAUGAGAUAUGCCGACGACAUUCGCUGUAUGUGGACUUUGCAGAUGUCGGUUGGAGUGAUUGGAUUGUGGCGCCGCCGGGUUAUGAUGCAUUCUACUGUCAGGGCAAAUGUCCAUUCCCGCUGGCCGAACAUUUGAAUUCGACAAAUCAUGCGGUCGUGCAAACCUUAGUCAAUAACCUCAAUCCGCGAAAGGUACCAAAUGCCUGCUGUGUGCCAACACAGUUGGAGGGCAUCUCAAUGCUCUAUCUGAAUGAUCAGAAUACCGUUGUGCUAAAGAACUAUCAGGAUAUGACGGUGGUCGGUUGUGGGUGUCGGUAAUAAGGCGCUGCUAAUGUGGAAGCAAGAAAACAAGUUAACAACAGCAAUUAACAGUAAAUGAAAUGCUCGAAACACGACAACGACAAAGGCAACAGAGGAAGAAGCAACCAGACGAAACGAAUAAUAACGAUUAACUGUUGAUAUUCGUUAACAAGAUAAAAGAGAGAAACGAAUGCAAAUUGUACCAGAAGCCAAAACCAAUGUCGUCGAUGGCGUAUUACGAAUACAUCGACCAAAAUUUGAUGUGUCCGAACGACCAGUGUAUGUGUAUGUGGAUGCGUGAUCGUGUUCGUGUGUGUGUGCAUCAAGUCAACAAGCUGUUGCGACGGACAGCAGCGAAAAAGAGUGAAAGAGACACGUCACACGGCAUGCGUGUGUGUGUGCGCCAAUUCGUUAGCAACGCCAUUAGAGCGGAACUGGAACAGAGAGAGAGCAACCGCUAUGCGCUCGCUAAAGGACGAAAGGUCAGAGUUCACGCGAAGCGUUUAAGGCGGAAUUUCACUCUCUCUCUCCCACACCACGCAUACGUGCACACGAGCACACGCAUCGGGAGCGCAAACGCAUGAGAGAGCAUUUAAUGCUGGAUUUCAAGCCGCUUCACGCUUUAAUAAGUUUAAAUUUUAUUAAACGAAAUGCAAACAAAAUGGACUGAAUAUUAUGAAUUUUAAGUAUACAUUUUAGACUUUAUUUCUUAAAAUAGAGCAAGUUAAUAAGUGGACAAAACACAUGUAGUAAACAAAGAGAGCACAGCGCGCGCGCAAAGCUGAGAGUUAACACAGCAGACAGUUGCAGAAGCGCGUUCAAUGAGAAAAACCACCAAAAAUGAUUGUCACAAUUGACAGCCAGGCUGCCAAGACGUUCGACAAUCGGUGAGAGCGCAGCGCACACAUUUCGCGACCCCACAAGAGAGUAUAUUGAGAGCGCAAUGGAGUUAGAAUAAGAGAGCGCGCCGCCACCUAUCGCCCAAUGAAGUGAGCAUCAUCAUCAUUAUCACCGCCUCCACCGCCGCCGCCGCCGCACAACUACUGUUCAACUAACGGCGCUGCUGAGCGCAUGCCUUAAGCCGCGUACUUCUAACGCGUUGCCAACUAUUUUGUAUUAUUUGUGGAUCGUACUACUUCUCUGCGCAAACGCAACUGAGCUAGCUGAGCGCAAUAAUUUGUACAGUAGUGUUAAAAAAUAAAUAAACAAUAAAAUAUUUUUAUUAUUAAUUUUAAAUAAAUUAAUUAAUAUUAAUAAAUGUCUUGUUAAUUGUAAUGUGUAAAGCGCGUAAAAAUAGCAUUUGUUUUUGUAUUUUUAUAAUUUAAUUUAAUUUUUUUUUCGUUUUUUUUCUUUUUUUUUUUUACAAUCGAAUUGUGUCAUUCGUAGUCACUGUAGCUGAUUGAAUUCAAUUGAAUAAGCGAGUCAAAGAAAACAGAAAUGAAUAAAUUAUUCAAAUUGAAUUUUGGGAAAAAGUGCUUUUAUUGAAAUUCCAUAGAAAAUUAUAUGAUUUGCGCUUUCUUUCGAAUCGAAGAGAGAGCACGCAGCAGCAAGCAACAGCAAGUGCAUAUAAAUAUCGGUGUACAUAUCGCUCUAUCAAUAUAUAUAUAUUUAUAUUUAUAUAUGUUUGUAUGUGAAAAUUCUAAUUGAUUAUAGCUUAUAGUUAACAAUAAAGCGAGUAGAAAGCAAAAAGCACAACAACUACAACAAUUAUAAAUAAUUUACAUAUGUAUGUAUAUUUGUUGCUGUGUCACAGCUGCGCUGCGCGGCACGCGGUCAGUUGCCCGCAGCCGCCGUCGGUUUUGCACCAAUUGCCCUCGAAUAAUAUACUGACCUAUACUACUUAUUAUUUACAUACUUAUGUUAAUGUAUAUGUAUAUUUUUUAAAUUUAAAAUUUAAGUAUUUUUUAGCAUUUUUUUUUAAAUUAAAUUAAAUUAUAUUCAAAUUGUUUGUGCAGUUGUGUGACGAAUAUGUUGAUACUAUUUUUAAAUGAAAUUAAAAACAAAAAAAGAAUUAUGCAUAACUAUUUUGUAAAGUGUUUUUUCUACUAUCAAUAUACUGUAUGUAAUUGUAUAUGCAUAAAUGUAUGUGUAUGUUUUCCUAAAGAAUAUUGCAAUCAACAAAAAAAAAAACAAAACAAAAAUAAUUAUUAUAAAUAUAUAUAAAUUUUAUUAUAUAUAAAUAUAUAGAAUUUUUGUUUCUAAUUAGUAUAUAUUAUAACUACGAUAAAUAUAUAUAUAUAUAUAUGUGUAUGUAUGUAUGUAGUUUUUAACGAUUUCGUUUUUUAAGUGGAAAAAAUACUGAAAAUUAUGUUGAAAUGUUAUAAACAACACUCACAGACACACACACACACACCAACAUAAAUAAGAAACAAAACACACAUUUUUAUUUAUUUAUAAAUAUAUAUUUGAGAACAAAAACAAAGAAAACUCAACGAAUGAAAGAAAAAAAUAUAAAAC